Mangifera indica (mango) is the source of this 1698-nucleotide messenger RNA. RefSeq names its product 3-hydroxyisobutyryl-CoA hydrolase-like protein 3, mitochondrial. Gene Ontology annotation, biological process: L-valine catabolic process. The coding region runs from base 33 to 1337 and encodes 434 amino acids. Gene Ontology annotation, molecular function: 3-hydroxyisobutyryl-CoA hydrolase activity. The transcript is spliced from 10 exons. Gene Ontology annotation, cellular component: cytosol. The record is from RefSeq and is a predicted model, not a curated record. NCBI's taxonomy places the organism in Eukaryota, Viridiplantae, Streptophyta, Magnoliopsida, Sapindales, Anacardiaceae.
UCUUUCUCACAUUUCUACCUUCCUUAUAAAACAUGAGGAACGUACUCACUGCUUCUCAUAUCCUAACGAAAUCAUCACCCACGGCCACGCCCUUCCUUAGUCCAGCUAUAGCAACAAUCUCUUGCUCUCAUCGUCGCCAAUUCACUUGUUCUUUUUUCAAAUUUUCUCCUCUCUCUAACUUUAACUGCCGAACAUUCGCGAUCAUGGCUACUUCUGGGAGCGACGAGUUUGUCAAAGGAAAUGUUCAUCCAAACGGCGUCGCAGUCAUCACUCUCGAUCGUCCCAAAGCUCUUAACGCCAUGAAUCUAGAUAUGGACAUAAAAUACAAGAAUUUUCUUGACGAAUGGGAAUCAGACCCACGGGUCAAAUGUGUGCUAGUGGAAGGCAGUUCACCUCGUGCCUUUUGUGCAGGUGGUGAUGUCAAGCAGAUCACAACCAAAAAUCAACUGUCAGAUAUGAUUGAGGUAUUUACUGCUGAGUAUUCUCUGAUUUGCAAAAUUUCUGAGUACAAAAAACCAUAUUUGAGCUUCAUGGAUGGUAUAACAAUGGGAUUUGGAAUUGGUCUGUCUGGUCAUGGUCGCUACAGAAUUGUAACAGAGAGGACUGUUCUCGCCAUGCCGGAAAAUGGAAUUGGCUUAUUCCCAGAUGUUGGAUUUUCAUAUAUUGCAGCAAAAAGUCCAGGAGGAGGAUCUGUUGGUGCUUAUCUUGGAUUGACUGGGAAAAGGAUUUCCACACCUGCUGAUUCAUUGUUUGUUGGACUUGGAACACAUUAUGUCUCAUCUGGGAAUUUAGGUCCACUAAAGGAGGCCCUUUUGGCAGUUAACUUUUCCGAGGAUCCAGAUCAGGAUAUCAAAACACUUUUGGCAAAACACAACAGUGAUCCUGAGAGUGAGGCCCAAUUGAAGUUUUUUUUACCUCAAAUAAUUUCAUCCUUUGGAUCAGAAAAGUCAGUUAAGGACAUAAUCGAAGAGCUUAAAAAACAUCAAUCUAGCAGUGAGGCUUCAGUGGUGCAGUGGGCUAAUGAGGCUCUUCAAGGUCUUGGAAAAGGUGCUCCAUUUUCUCUUUGUUUGACACAAAAGUAUUUCUCCAAAGUUGCGUCAGCAUACGGGAAAGCUGACAUUGAUUUAUCGAAGCUGAGUGGUGUGAUGAAAACUGAAUAUCGAAUUGCUUUAAGAUCUUCUCUACGAGGUGAUUUUGCUGAAGGUGUUCGAGCAGUCUUAGUGGACAAGGAUCAGAAUCCGAAGUGGAAACCGGCAAGCUUGCAGGAAGUUGACCAAAGUGAAGUGGAAGCUGUAUUUGGACCUCUGGGGCCUGAAGUUGAGGAAUUGAAACUUUGAAGGUCAGACAUGGAAUCAACAUGCUUUUUCUUUAAUUUCUGAAAUAAUUGGAGGAUGGAUACUGUUCCAGUAUAAUUUGCACCAGAAAAUGAACUUGGUUUGCAUAUUCCAGAUUAGUCUGAACUUAAAAUGUGAUCAUUUCAGAUCCCAUGAAUCUUAUGUUUAUUUGCAAAGUCCAGUGAGUUAACUCCUUCUAAAACUUCAUUUGAAUUGGAUUGAUCAUUGGGUCUUAAUCAAAUCGAUUGUUAUGAUUUGAAUUUCAAAACCAUGCAGAUAACCCUAUAUCAAAAUAAAAGAGAGUACAAUUUGAUACUUGUGUCUUUUUAUCAUUCAUUGAAAUGCUAUAUCUAAUAUUUGAUGA